Messenger RNA from Thalassophryne amazonica, 1503 nucleotides. RefSeq names its product alanine aminotransferase 2-like. The record is from RefSeq and is a predicted model, not a curated record. Gene Ontology annotation, molecular function: L-alanine:2-oxoglutarate transaminase activity; pyridoxal phosphate binding. Gene Ontology annotation, biological process: biosynthetic process. The coding region runs from base 50 to 1480 and encodes 476 amino acids. NCBI's taxonomy places the organism in Eukaryota, Metazoa, Chordata, Actinopteri, Batrachoidiformes, Batrachoididae. The transcript has 11 exons.
UAACAGAGUUCACGUUUAAUUCGACUCAUAGCAGCAGUGACGGAGAAAGAUGUCCAUCCUGCAGGAGUCCAGUCCAAACAUGAAAAACACAGCAUCAUCAAAGCCCACCGUCCCAAGGAGACAAAAGGACGAGACAGGAGAAGAUGUCAGACAGGAAACCAGACAACCUGACAAAGAUGUGAUAAAUCUUUUCUGGGGUGACCCACACAAAGCAGGCUUGAAACCUCUGACGUUUGUCCGACAGGUUCUGGCAGUGUGUGUUUAUCCGGAGCUUAUGAACAGCGACAAACUGCCGGUGGAUGUCAAACACAGAGCUCAGGAGCAGCUGGAGGAAUGUGUGGGAGGGAGCGUCGGUUCAUAUUUUGAUGCAACUGGAAUAUCACAAGUAACACGCAGUAUCUCAGAGUUCAUAUCGCGACGGGAUGGUGGCGUUGUGUCUCACCCUGAAAACAUCUUUUCCACUGCAGGCUCAGAGAUGUCACUCAAAAGCAUUCUCAGUGUCUUGGUGAACUGUGAGAAAUCACUAAGAACUGGGGUACUAUUUCCGGUACCCGGCUUUGAUACUGCUGUUUGGACCACAGAGUUACUCGGGGGAGUCGUCGUGCCAUAUUACCUCAACGAGGAUCAGGGCUGGGAGCUGGAGGUCCAGGAACUACAUCGGGCACUGGAAUCUGCUAAGGGAGUCUGUGACCCCGUCGCCCUGUAUGUUGUCAAUCCUGGAAACCCAACAGGUCACAUUCAAACCAGGACAUCAAUUGAAGAGGUGAUCCGUUUCGCCUUUGACAAGAAACUCUUUCUUCUGGUUGAUGAGGUUUAUCAGGACUGUGUUUCUGAGGAAAACUGCCAUUUUGUCUCUUACAAGAGAGUUCUGACUGAGAUGGGACCCCCAUUUUCAGAGACGGUGGAGCUUGCGUCCUUCCACUCAAUAUCCAAAGGUCUCUUGGGCGAGUGUGGGCUACGUAGUGGAUAUGUGGAGCUGGUAAAUCUGGACCCUGCUGUCAUGAAACACAUCAAAACAAUGUUCUCAGCAGAUUGCGGACCACCUGUGACGGGUCAGAUUGCCUUUGAUCUAAUGUUGAACCCUCCAAUACCAGAGGAUCCCUCAUAUGACCUUUAUAACGAGGAAACCCAACAAAUUAAGACCACGUUGGUUCGUAAUGCGAAGCGGGCUGCUGAGGUUCUCAACAACUUACCAGGUGUCAGCUGCCAACCCCCCAAGGGAGCCUAUGUGUUUCCAAGACUGUAUCUCCCACCCAAAGCCAUCCAAAAAGCCAAGGAAGUGGGAACAUCUCCAGAUGUGUUCUACUGUGACAAACUCUUAGAGGAGGCCAGAAUUUCUGUUCGUCCUGGUUGUACCUUUGGACAGAAGGAGGGAACGUACCACAUCAGAAUCUUCAUCAAGACUUCUGAGGACAUGAUGGAGGAGCUCCUGAAGAGACUGACCAGCUUUCACGCACGAUUCAUGAGAGAUUUCUCUUAAAGAGUUCCAUCUCUUCUUCUGCC